AAAACAUACGAAGAGUCAUUUUACAUGAUGGAGCUUGAAAAAGAAUUCCUCCAGCUGUCGACAAAAUUUAUGUUUUUAAACUGUGGUACACAGCUGGCCGACUAUCGCAACGAGAUCAACACGCUGUUGAAUGAACUGAAUGGACUAAACUAUCGUGCCGCCCGAAUCAGCGAUGUGAGGGCCCCUGUGCGACUUGUUGAAUCGUUCGUUAACAUUCCUCCCCAAGAGGACACGUUGGUGGUGAAAGCCUGCUUUUUGAUCAAGUCACUCGUGAGCCGACAGAAAAUAUUGUUCCCCGAAGCGGUCGUCCAAGGUGUGCUGGAGUGGUUAAGAAAAUGUCUGGAAAGACGUUUCUAUCAAGUUGCUUCCGAAGUGCUCACCACAAUGCCGCUCCUGUUCCGGCAGUGCAAGAACUUGGCGCAGUUUUACGAUUUUUUCAUAUCCAACAAUGGAAUACUGAUAAACAUACUUGCCGACCCGGACUAUAGGAGGGUUGAACGAAGGCAACCAUCUACCACAUGCCUGGAUCACUGCAACACUAGCGAGCUUUACGCGGCGGCUCUUCUCUCUAUCGAGUCAAUGCUUGUGUGCUCCGAGAUGACACCCGAGACACUCGAACCGUACCUCCCGACGGUAGGAAACGCAGUGCUCGAUUUAAUAUUCAAAAUACGCUCCGAAUCGUUCCUCGAGCCGACGUUUUAUGGAUUGGUGGCGUCUGCUAUGAAUUGCUUCCGAAUCGUCGUGGAACUGAAUGCAACAGGCGACUGGACAAACGCCCAGCUCGGCCGACUUAUUGGCGUGGGAAAGGCGUUCAUGAUGUACGGUAUUCCCGACGUCGUCAAACUAUUGCCCCAGCGCAUUCCGGUAUCGCAACAAGGCAUCCCCGAACCGCAACACAUACCGAUGAGUAAGGGAGGGCGAGUGGCAAAGAAGCGUAAAACACGUACUCACCCGAGGGGCAAGAAAGGCUCAACUGGGGCGUCUCGAACAUCAGGAGGAAGUGGUCAGGACAAGCAACUAUUGCCGAAUGGUCAAAGCAAUAGGCUUCCUUACACCGAAUCUAGUAUCGUCUUAGAGUGGGUUUCGCCAGCCAAACCCUCCAGCGGAUGCAAUCUCACGAGCGAUUCUGAUUACUCUGAAACCGAGGCCACAUCAUCCCGCGAGCAAAUCGAGCGUCAUCGUGUAGCAAAGCUUCGUCAGUCGGCGCUGGUGCUUAUUGGCACGUUAGCACAGCAUGUCGAGAAACGGGUCAUGUUUGGCUACUGGCACGCCUUAUUUCCCGACGAAACCCGUUCCACGGGCACGGUGUCUCUGCUGAACUGUGUUCUCCGGGAUCCCUCGUCCAAGUGUCGCAUUGCGGCCAUCCAAGCAACUUCCUUUCUGCUGCACAAAUCCAAACCCUUCCUCAUACAGGCCGAGAGCAGCAAGAAGCCACAGGUGUCCUUUACGCCAUUUUCCGUGACACUCGGAAACAUGAUCAUUGAGAUGUAUUCGAUGCUAACUCAAGCGCUUUCGACGGAAAGUGAUCUUACCGUGUUGACGCAGCUGCUUAAAGGGUUGACCGUGUUUAUUCAGGCUACUCCUUUCCAUCGGUUGCACGCAGGGAUAGCGACGCGGUUCGUCCGGAUCGUACGCCCAUUGGUGGUACAUCGCGACUCGACGAUUAAGGUGGCAGCGCUGAUGGUGAUGGGAUUUCUCAUUUCCGUCCCAAACAUGACGGAAGAAAUUGCAUCGUUAGUUGGUAUAAGGCGGUUGGAACAGGCACCGACGGGCAAGGAAGCACGCAGCAAACCUAUUAUAAAGGCUCUGAACUUGCAAGUAGAUCACGAUGAAGAGGAGGAAGAGGAAGUGUUUGAUGAGCCGGAAAAUGAAACAGCGGAAACUCCAGAGGAUACACCAACCCCCAAUGUUGACGAAUCUUACGUGUAUGAUACGCCUCCUUCUGGGUCAGGAAUGUCCUGGCUGCUCCAAGUAGCGUUGGAAAGUUUAGGGGUUAACGGUGUUGCCAGCUCUGUCAUGACCGUGCGCAUGGAGUGUCUUCAGGUGUUGUGUGUCAUGACUGGCCACUAUUCGUUGCUGAGCGAAUAUCUUUUACUGGUGGCGCAAGCUCUUGUGAAUGCGUUUGGCGAUCCGGCAGCGGAAAUAAAACUAUACGCAGGUCGUGUUUUGGAUUUGCUUGGUCAUGCCAUAAAUAGUUCAUUACUUUUAAAAGAUACCAUCGACGUAGACGAGAUUAACGGGGCUCUGAACUUUUGGCUCACGAUUGUACCGAUCGUGACGAGUCAAAUACAAGACGUCGACUUGAUACCCUCCGUGCGAUCGGUCUGUUGUGAUGCCCUGGGGAAUAUUGGUGUGCAUGUGUUUGAAAAGCUACCGCGCGAUCGACAGCUGGCUUUAAUUUCUCUGUUGACCGGAUGCACCUUCGAUGAGGAUAGUGCCGUCGCGUCGGCUGCAGCACGUGCCUUGUCGGUGUAUAUUCUCUUUCCUUCUCUGCGGGAUGAUGUGUGCUACGUGGAAAAUACCGUUGAAUCAAUCCUGAGAUUGAUGAAGGAUCCAAAUCUAACGGCACGCAUCAAAACGAGCUGGUCGUUGGGAAACGUUACCGAUUCGCUUGUUCUAAAUCUUCACCAUCACGCUCCAGCGGAAUCGGAUCCCUCCGUUGAGCAUCGACUAAAGAUCGGUGACGAUCUGUUGCGGUGUAUACUGCAGUCGGCAAUGGUAUCCGCCAGUGAUAACGAUAAGGUCCGAAGCAAUGCCGUGCGAACGAUCGGUAAUGUUUUACAUCUACUGCGUACGCAGCAUCUGGAACAACCGGCCUGGGGCUCGCUCUGGCAGGAAGCGAUCGAACGGCUGGUACAGAACGUGUCCAACGCGAGCGGGGUUACGGUGAAGGUAAAGUGGAACGCUUGUUACGCGCUUGGAAGUAUGCUAAAGAACGAAGCCAGCUACUCGUGCCCUGCGGCAACGGACAAAGCGAGAUGGCAACGGUGUGUGUUUCCCGCACUCUGCGACGCCGUGAUACAUUCGCCCAACUUUAAGGUGCGCAUUAAUGCCGCCCACGCGCUUUCGGUCGUCUCGAAACGGGCACACUAUGGUGCGACCUUUUUCCACACGAACUGGGUCGCGCUGCUGCAGGCGCUUGAGCAGUCGGACAAUUUGGUCGACUACUUGGAGUACAAGCGUCGUGAUACGCUACAGGAACAAUUGUGCCUUUCGCUAGUGCAUUUUCUGCGGCUGGCCACGCGGGAAGAUAUCGCACCUAUGGCGGCGGCCCUGCUACCCUUGUAUGAUGCGGUACGAGCCAACUGGACGCGAGUGGUCAAUCGAAUUCUGCCAGAGAAAAGUGUUGCGCUCAUGGAAUCGUAUCAUCUUUUGGUGAAGCAGCGUGAGGGUCGCUCGGUUGGAGUAGAUUCGGUUCCGGAAUCAGCUUGGAACUUGCUAGUGAAAUGCUUCGAGUGCACCGAUCAUGCAAUAGUGGAAUAAAGCUUCGCACGAAGGAACUUGAGAUGAUAUUUUAUUUCGGUCAGUAUUACAAUAUAAUAAU
This is a messenger RNA of Anopheles coustani, 3544 nucleotides long. Its product is annotated as HEAT repeat-containing protein 6. The record is from RefSeq and is a predicted model, not a curated record. The transcript is spliced from 6 exons. Lineage: Eukaryota; Metazoa; Arthropoda; Insecta; Diptera; Culicidae. The coding region runs from base 25 to 3483 and encodes 1152 amino acids.